Molecule: messenger RNA, 832 nt
Organism: Triticum aestivum (bread wheat)
Lineage: Eukaryota; Viridiplantae; Streptophyta; Magnoliopsida; Poales; Poaceae
Exons: 1
Coding region: 140-523 (127 amino acids)
Source: RefSeq, a predicted model, not a curated record
UAUAAAUCUCCGCCAUCUCCAACUCUCCAUCUCGCAAGCUCAAGCAUUCAAAGCUUACAAUCCCCAUCAUCUCUCACCAAACCGAUAGCAAAGCAACCCCAUACAUAGAAGCUUACAAGCGAAGCAAGCGACCGAGCUAAUGGACAUGGCACCGCCUGCAUCCGCCGUCUCCUUCUCCCCCCGCCCAUCGACGGGAACGACUUUCCGGCCCCGCGCCGCUUCCGCCUCUGGCUCCGUGGGCGCCGGGCGGGUCCGCGCGGCGGUAGCCCCCGAGGGAGGCAAGUGGUGGGCGCCACUGCUCGGCUGGUCUGGGCGGGCGGACUACAUCGAGGCCGCGGCACCGGCGCCGGCGAUGGCGAUGGCGAUGGCGGCGGAGGAGGAGGAGAAGGCGGGGAGGUCGUUCGUGGGCGGCCUGACGGAGGAGAAGGCGCGGCAGCUGCGGGCGCGGAUGGUGGAGACGGAGAGCUUCCACGAUGCCAUGUACCACUCCGCCAUCGCCUCCCGCCUCGCGCGCUCCACCUAGCUAGGCCGCCGGACAGACCGCCAGCCAACCCGCCGACACUAGCAGACAAGUUGAUGUGCCUGUGUGUCCUUUCUGCUAUAAUUGUUGUUGUCAUGUGUUAAAGUUUAGAGGAGAGAGGUCGGAAAUGAGAUCUAGUUUUAGGGUUGAUCCAUUCCCUCCGUCUCCGGCCACCGCGACGCUCGCCGGCCUGCUUGUUUUACCGGCGCAGAUGUUUCAAUCUGAUUCCCCGCAUUUGUAGUAACAUUAGGGAUCUGCAGUUAACAUGCUGUCCCAGAUCUGUGAUACUUGUGCUGGUGGCUCUUUUGGUUC